Molecule: messenger RNA, 2132 nt
Organism: Phodopus roborovskii (desert hamster)
Lineage: Eukaryota; Metazoa; Chordata; Mammalia; Rodentia; Cricetidae
Product: coiled-coil domain-containing protein 33-like
Exons: 12
Coding region: 1-1998 (665 amino acids)
Cellular component (GO): peroxisome
Source: RefSeq, a predicted model, not a curated record
AUGGCUUCAAAUGCCAAUCUGUCUGCUUUCAGAGUGGAAGGGGACUAUGAGCAAGAGAGGACAGAGCUCUGCCUGGACUUCGACUCGGCUGAAGCCAUGGCCUUCAGAGGUCCUGAUCUCCACCUUCCUGCAUUCCUGAUGAGCCAGAGGCUGAAGGCAGAGGAGAUGACAUUGGACCUGGAGUUUGAAGUCUUGAGUGUGGGAUUUAAUGAGGAGGGCAGAUAUGCCCUGAGGCUGUCAGCUGAGAACCCACUGCAAGCAGGCUCCGGGGCUGGAGUGCAGUUGCGAGUCAAUGAUGGGGACCCCCUCCCAGCCUGCUCUGCUGUCACUGAGGUCAUUGAGCAGCAGGCCCCUGAGCAGAGCCUCACCUUCACCAGGAACAAGUUUAUCUUUACUUUGCCCAAAGGGUUCUGCAAGAAUGAUGGGCAGAAUGACGCACAUCUGCGUGUAGAGGCACUGAGGCUGGAUGGACCCUCAGGACAGGUGGCCCAGAGGGUAGGUGAGGCUAUCUUCCCCAUCUACCCACGACCAGAUGAGCCCCGAAUGAACCUCACAGCACAGAAGCAUGAGGACCUCUAUCGCUACUGUGGCAACCUGGCUCUUCUCCGAGCAAGUGAGGAUACCACAGCCCGCCACUGCGGGGGCCUGGCCUACAGUGUAGCCUUCCAUGUGCACCGAACCCCUGAGUCCUCUGUCUCAAACUGCCUUGUGGAGCCCAGCCAGCCAGAACUGAUGUCCCUACAUCCAGAGCUACAGGUUUCUGAAGAACCAGUGGACCUCCAGGAUACCUCCCAGGACCCAAAUCCUGACACCAACUACCUGGCUCCCUAUAAUAAGGAGACUGUUGUGGUCACUCUGCAUGGAGCUACCAAUUUGCCUGCCAGCAAGGAUGGCUCUGACCCAUGGCCCUAUGUGGUGGUAAAAACCACAUCAGAGGAAGCCACCACUCACAACCCCAAAGCAGCGACCUCUGUGACCUCAGAACCCACCAGAGCACCCAUCUGGGGGGACACAGUGAAAGUGGAGAUCCAGGCAGAGGAUGCAGGACGAGAAGAUGUCAUCCUCAAGGUGAUGGACAACAAUAAGAAAGAGGAGCUGGUGUCCUAUAAAGUCCCCAUUAAAUACCUGCGUAUCUUCCACACAUACCACUUCGAGUUAAAAAAGUCUGAGAAAGCUGAUGAAGCCACUGCCAAGAGCCGCCUAUAUGCCACCAUGGUUCGGAAGAGCAGCUUGCUACCCCGCUACAUUGGCUGUGACCAUACAGCUCUGGAGGUCUUUCUUCAGGGAGUCAACGAGCCUCUGGUCAACAGCCCCAAACCCAUGGUGGUGAUUGCUCGGGUGGUUCCCAGCUACACUGAGUUUAAGGCCAGCCAGGCCAGGCAGGACCCUUCCUCUGUGGGGCUGCCCCUCACCCAGAUUUCCUUCCCUAUCUCAUCACCAAUGAACUUUGAUGUGCCUCGGGUCAGCAAGAAUGGAUGUCCUCAGCUGUCCAGGCCUGGGGGACCCCCAGAGCAGCCCUUAUGGAACCAGUCCUUCCUUUUCCAAGGCCGAGAUGGAGCCACCAAUUUCUCAGGGGACACAGCUCUAGUACUGGAGUAUUAUCCUUCUGCCUCAAUGAAAAGCAGUGAACCGUGGACCCUCAAGCAGCCCCUGGGUGUCUCCGUGCUACCACUAAAGUCUCGUCUAUACCACAAGAUGUUGUCAGGAAAAGGCUUAAAGGGGCUGUAUGUGGAACGGCUCCCCAUCACUGACACCCACCUAAAAACCAUCGAUUCUGAGGCCCCCACGGUGAACCUCUCCUUGCAGCUUCUUUCCUCUGAGAGGCCAGAAAACUUCUUGACACCAAACAAAAGCAAGGUUCUGCCCAUCCUGAACCCCAAGAUCCUAGAUGAGAACCUGGGUGCCAUCCGUGAAUCCUGGUCCAUGAAUUCCUCAGACACCACUGCAGAAGCAGAGGAGCCUCAGACACUGCGUGACAUGGUGAGUGCCUCUCCCUAGGACAUGGAGGACUUGUGCUGUGAUGGGGUAAUGGGGAAGGAGGGUCAAGAGCCACCCCUGAGAUCCCUCCCCAGGUGGCAAGCAGACCACCCCUUUGGCACACACUGCAUGUGAGUUACCCUCAAAGACAGGCU